Molecule: messenger RNA, 785 nt
Organism: Glycine soja
Lineage: Eukaryota; Viridiplantae; Streptophyta; Magnoliopsida; Fabales; Fabaceae
Product: elicitor-responsive protein 1-like
Exons: 5
Coding region: 98-568 (156 amino acids)
Source: RefSeq, a predicted model, not a curated record
CUCUCAUAACCCUAAAUCAGAUACACUUCUUAAGCACGUUGUAAGAAUUUGCUGACUUAGAAUCUUCAGAGACAGAGACAAAGGUAGACUCAGAGACAUGGCAAUUGGGUUCAUGAAGGUGCAGCUUGUGAAAGCAAAAGGCCUGCGUGGCACUGAUAUCUUUGGUAAAAUGGAUCCCUAUGUUCUGAUACAAUACAAAAACCAAGAGAAGAGGAGUACUGUUGCUAAUGGCCAGGGUAAAAAUCCUGUAUGGAAUGAGAAAUUUAUCUUCAAAGUAGAAUAUCCUGGAUCAAUCAAUCAACACAAGCUCAUCCUCAAAAUUAUGGAUAAAGACUUAUAUACAGACGAUUUCGUCGGAGAAGCAAUAAUCCAUGUAGGGGAUUUACUGGCCCAAGGAGUAGAGAAUGGAGGAGCUGAGUUACCGACUCUCAAAUAUAGAGUGGUUCGUGCAAACAAGUCUUAUUGUGGUGAAAUUGAUAUUGGUGUUACUUUUACCCGAAAGGUGGAAGACAAAUUUGUGGAAGGAGACAUAGGAGGAUGGAAAGAAAGUGACCACUAUCUAUUGUAGAUUAGCAUGGCUAACAUAUAAAAUCCAUGUGUAAAUUGGAAGUAGUUUCGGAUUAUCAUUGUGUAACAUAUUUAUCAUUUUUAAUGUCAUAUUAUUUCAUUCUUUAAUUUGAUUCUUUUUUACAAGCAUGAGUCGGAUGAAUUUAAGAAGCAGUUGUAUUAUCAAAUUAGUUUGUAUUAUUCCAAUAAUAAUUUAUACUUUUAUAUUAUUCUCAUUA